Messenger RNA from Clarias gariepinus (North African catfish), 1614 nucleotides. Its product is annotated as complement C1q tumor necrosis factor-related protein 7. The transcript has 3 exons. Gene Ontology annotation, molecular function: protein binding. The record is from RefSeq and is a predicted model, not a curated record. Lineage: Eukaryota; Metazoa; Chordata; Actinopteri; Siluriformes; Clariidae. The coding region runs from base 281 to 1135 and encodes 284 amino acids.
GGCAGAGUUCUGGUACACAGAUGCAGAGAUUACAGCAGCCGACAGAACUCUGGAGACGCUCACUUUUCCGAAGUGGGCUGCACAACCUAUCGAGCCACACAAACAGAUGUUGCUGAACGUAGAUGAUCGAGAGGAAGAAGAAGAAAAAGAGUCCUGAUAGAACUGCUCAAAUAAAAUGCCCAGGACCACCUAAGAGUAAAAGCAGGCUGCCUUCUUAGGAAUCAUUACUGCUGCAAGACUGGACUAGAGUUUUCAAACAACAAAAAAAGAAGAUCUGAAGAUGCGGAUGAUCGUGGGCAUCAUGUGUCUGUGGCAGUGUGUAAUCGGUCAGCUGUUGGAGGCCAAAAUGAGGACCCCGAGACUUAUAUGCAGCGUCCCAGGUCUACCGGGAACGCCUGGAAAACCCGGACCACCCGGGCCCGCGGGUGCUGAGGGCCAUGUUGGAAUUCCUGGAAGGGACGGGAGGGACGGACGUAAAGGAGAGAAAGGAGAGAAGGGAGAAAUGGGUGACAAAGGAAAAGUUGGGCCAAGUGGCAAAAUCGGCGAGCGUGGUGAAAGAGGUGUGACAGGUAAGCGAGGCCCAGAGGGUGAGCACGGAGACGGGGGAAAACUAGGACCCCAAGGACGGCCUGGCCUGAGAGGAGAGAAAGGUCACAGGGGCCCACGAGGAGUGCCUGGCAAGUGCCUUUGUGGCAGCCUGGUACCCAAGUCCGCCUUCUCAGUUUCCAUCACCAGCAGCUACCCGGCUGAGGAAACGCCAAUCAAGUUCAACAAAGUCCUAUUCAACGAGGGCGGCCAUUACAACCCACAGACAGGCAAAUUCUUAUGCGCGUACCCGGGCAUCUAUUACUUCUCCUACGACAUCACGUUAGCCAAUAAGCACUUAGCCAUCGGCCUGGUCCAGAACGGGAAGUUCCGCAUUAAGACCUAUGAUGCCAACACGGGGAAUCAUGAUGUCGCUUCUGGCUCAACGGUGAUAUUCCUGAACCCAGAGGACGAAGUGUGGUUGGAGAUCUUCUAUAAGGACCAGAACGGUCUGUUCUCGGAUCCGAGAUGGGCCGACAGUCUAUUUUCAGGGUUUCUGCUCUAUGCAGAUACCGCUUACCUGGACACACUGGCGGAGGAUUAUUCUUAGAUCGCUGUAAAGAUUAAUUAUAUUUUAUUAAGAUGAACUUUAUGGGCUAUAUUAAAAAUGUUAAAUACUGUAUUAACUUAUCCGAUGAUUGUAACUGAUAUAUAGAUCAUCAUGUUUUUGUCAAAACGACAUAUUUCAGGAGGUUUUAUUUUGCAUGUCAGUGGACUAGUAAACCCUCCUGGGCUGGGGACAGCUUGUCCCCUAUGAUAGUGGUGCUGACUACAUACUGUAGUGCCUGGUUAAUAUUUCCAGUACAUAUGUUGCUAUAAACACGAAUCUUUAUUAAAGUUGUAAGCUGUACAAUAAAGCACAACAUCUGGAUUCCUUAAGAAAAGACAUAUCAGAUGAACCAUUGGUCCGAAGAGUCAUGUUUCAAUACUCAGAGACACUAAUGCGAUUUUCUUAGUCUUGUUAUCGGUGAUAUCUGGUGUCUGGAUUUUCUUUUGAAUAAAAACACUCCUGGUGUAUGAAUGAUUUCA